AUGAAGUGCCAAAAGUGCCGUCAGCCCAUCAAGCUGCACAGCUCCCUCGAAGACCUCAGUCCCGCCGCCUUCAACCUCCUCACUGGCAAGCGCGGCGGCAUCCCCCCGACCACCUCCGACACCCCCUCAGGCCCCCCCAUCUUCCCCCCGGACCGCUGCGACACCUACGACAAAGCCGCACAGCACGCCUCGGCCCCCCUCCACAAGCGCACCAUCCCCACCCGCUCCUCCACCGCCCCCGCCCGUUCCAAAUCCGUCUACCAGAACCCGGCCGAAAGCUAUGUCAUGCUCACGCAGUCGCAGCUCGCCCCGGCCCCGCACCCCCCGUCCUCCUCCUCCUCCGCCUCCUCCCGCAACGCCGGCGGCGCACCCCCGCCGCAGCUCCUGAUCCCGCACGACGAGAACGCGCUCAGCCACCAGAUGCGCACCUCCGCGGGCCUCUUCGACAUCCUGAGCGCCCGCAGCGACAUCGACUACCCCAUCUGCAGCGAGUGCACCGACCUCCUCGUCGACGGCCUCACAAAGCGCCUCGCCAACGCCACGCGCGAGCGCGACGCCUACGUCGAGUUCCUCAAGCGCGUGCACAGCGAGGUGCCCACCGAGGCCGAGCGCGAUGCCGCCGCGCGCGAGAUGCAGCAGCUGCAGGACGAGGAGGCGGUCGCUUUGCGCGAGCUGGCCGACACGGAGCGCGCGCGCGCCGCCGUCGAGUCUGAGAUCCGGGGGCUCGAGGAGGAGGCCCGCGCGCUCGAGGGCGAGGAGGAGACGUUCUGGCGCGAGAGGAACGGCUUUGCGGCGAGACUGGAGGAGUUCCAGAAUGAGCGGGAUGGUGUGAACUUGCAGUAUGAUCAUGACUCGAGGCAGCUGGAGAAGCUGCAGAGGACGAAUGUGUAUAAUGAUACGUUCUGUAUUGGCCAUGAUGGGUAUUUUGGCACUAUCAAUGGGCUGAGGCUGGGGAGGCUUCAGGCGCAGCCGGUCGGAUGGAGCGAAAUCAACGCCGCCUGGGGCCAAACACUCCUCCUCCUCUCCACCAUCUGCGACAAACUGACCUUCACGCCCAGCACCUACCGGCUGCGCCCCAUGGGGUCCACCAGCCGUAUCGAGCGCCUCGACUACCCCGCCAGCGGCCACGGCGAGCCCAAAGUGACCUCUCUCGAGCUCUUCUCCAGCGGCGACCUCCCGCUGGGCCGCAUGUUCAUGCACCGCAAGUUCGACCAGGCCAUGGUUGCGUUCCUCGAGUGCCUGCGCCAGCUGGGCGAGUAUGUGGAGCACACGGACGCGGAGAUGAAGUUGCCCUACAGGAUCGUGAAGGAUAAGAUUGGCGAUAGCUGUAUUAGGCUGGCGUUUAACCAGGAUGAGGCCUGGACGAGGGCGUGUAAGUAUACGCUGACGUGUGUCAAGUUUUUGUUGGCGCAUACGAGGUGA
Molecule: messenger RNA, 1422 nt
Organism: Morchella sextelata
Lineage: Eukaryota; Fungi; Ascomycota; Pezizomycetes; Pezizales; Morchellaceae
Exons: 3
Coding region: 1-1422 (473 amino acids)
Biological process (GO): late endosome to vacuole transport; cellular response to nitrogen starvation; autophagy
Cellular component (GO): phosphatidylinositol 3-kinase complex, class III, type I; phagophore assembly site; phosphatidylinositol 3-kinase complex, class III, type II
Source: RefSeq, a predicted model, not a curated record